UGAAACGAGAUGAACUAAAGACAUAUUAUCAAUCUAUAGUCUUGUGACAAUACGUAACAUUUAAAACAGUUUUGUGAGAGGAAAAUAUUUAAAUUUCAGAUAACAUUACAAGUUAUAAAACAGGAUGUAUCGAUUCCACAUAUUCCUCUUUAUUCUGUUGAUAAUUCAAGACAGUAAUUUCUUGUUGUUUCUUGUGAUGGGACAGUCUCAAGAUUUUGUUGUUUGCCAACCAGAAUGCCGUCCCCUGUCUCGGAGACAUGAAUCAGUGAACAUUUGGAAGUUUUGUAACGAUUGCUGCACGUAUAAUUUUCGUGCUUUAAACAGACUUUAUGUCAAAGAAACUUGUGAAAUAAAUUCGACUAGCUACUUUUUUUCGAAUGUGUCCCGGGAUUCAAACUUUAAAGUUACACAUCGGCAUGGCUGUUUGACCUCGAUUCCAGGAAAAAUUUGUAAUUUUCCAAGAAUACAAUAUCUAGAUCUUGAAAACAAUAAAAUAACGCAAUUACCAAAGUUGUCUUGUUUGAGAGAAUUGGUGAUUUUAGAUUUAAGAGACAACCAAAUUCAGGUUUUAAAAGCCGGGAUAUUUGAUGGCAUGAACAAAUUACGCACCAUUUACUUGUUCAGAAAUGAAAUUCAUACAAUAGAGAUGGGAGUCUUUCAUAAUGGAUUAAAGAAAAUAAAUCAAGUCGGCUUGGAUCAUAAUAAUUUGACAGAGGUUGACGUAGUUUGGGCCCUGGGCAUGACACAUAUUUUCUGUUUAUUUGAUGCGAGUAACAACAAAAUUACAAAACUUACCAACAAAUCUAACUUCACAAUGGAUCCGAGCAAAACGUAUGGACCUGGUGUAAUAUAUUUGAACGACAACAGCCUGAAAAUUUUGGACACAAAAAUGUUCGAUGCCAUAGGAAAUCCCUUGACAUCAUUGCUGAGCACUUUGCUGUAUUGGUAUAUUAUCGUGGACCGUAAUCCAUGGCAUUGUGAUUGCCGAAUACAUCCAAUAGCAGCUUUGGCUUCGAGUACGGCUAUAAGAACAUUGAUGGGUGCCCUAAAUGGUUCAUCUACUGAUUUUAUCUGCAACACUCCGCCCAAUUUAAAGGGUCAGCCCGGUAUGAUACAUCGCAAUUUAUCUGAUUUUGUGUGCAACAUCACCGAUUCCUGUCCUUCCGGAUGUUUAUGUCAGGAUCAACCAGAAGCUGAUAGAAUGGUCAUUAAUUGUCAGAAUGCUGGACUCGCAGAAAUGCCGAAACGUUUACCAUUCCAUGAGAAAUUAUUUCUGAACUUUCAGAACAAUUCCAUUGGCAUCUUACCAGAACUUCCUUAUAUGAGCCGAAUUGUUCAUCUGGACAUUUCAAAUAACAAUUUAACAAAUAUUUCAUCAGAGUUUACCAGUUCUGCUGAUAAAUUGAAGUAUUUGAAUCUUGCCAACAACAGGCUGAAAUAUCUUCCAGAAACUAUCCAGAAGUUACUAUCAACAGAGAUUGAUCUUUCUAAUAACAUGUUAAUUUGUUCUUGUGAUAAUUUGUGGUUAAAUGGUUGGUUUGAAUCAAAACCUAACAUUAAAAACAGAUCUAAUAUAACUUGUUCUACAGUUAAUGGCGAUGGGAGAAUAACUAUUGUUAAUUCACAACUAGAUGAAUUUAACUGUCGAGUUUCUAACUCUGUAACUAUAAGUAUUGUGUUGGGUAUAUUUAGUUUUCUGUCCAUUUUAUUACUUAUUGGCAUUAUUUACUUCCGGUUCGAGAUAAUGGCGUCAUAUCAUAUUUAUAUUUUACCCAAGAUGAAACGGAAAUGGACGCCGGAAGUUGGAGAAGAUGAGCAGAACCAACAUGAUAUAUUUGUUCUGGUAAAUGAUGAACAUGCUCCCGAUAGAUUGUGGGUUAUAGCGAAUCUUAUUCCAUAUUUUGAUCGAAAUUUGAUAAAAUCUUACAUUUCAUUCCGUGAUGGUAUAAUAGGGGAGGUAACUGCCGAUGCUAAUAUUACCAAUAUACAUAACAGUCGUACCGUUCUAGCCGUUAUGUCAAAAUCUCUUUUAGAUGAUCCUUUAAAAGGGUUUGAAUUAAAUGAAUCCUAUUGUCAUAAAAUUAAACAAGGGAAUGGUCAGUUAGUUCUGAUUAAACGGGAGGAAUUUAACCCAACACUUGUUAACAACGGACAUAUUCAGGCUAUGUUCCGUUUAAAACAGUUUAUUAACGCUGAUGAUGUCGACCUUACUGAGAAAAUCUCCUUGCAGAUUGAUAGGCUACAGAACUAACCCAAGAUAAUGUCAUAUAGAAUCAUGUUUUUAUUUAUUUUUAACUUCAUGUUAUUAUAUAGAUUAUAUGCCUGAGACUGUAGUCUGCACUAACCCAGGAUUAUGUCAUAUAAUAUCAUGUUUGUUUAUUUAAUUUUUAAAUUCACCACAUUAUACAAAUUAUAUGCAUGAGGCUUCGGACUGUAGGUUUUAGCACUAACCCACAGUUACGUCAUAUAAAAUCAUGUCGUUUUUUUAUUUUUUAAAUUCAUCUUGUACAGAUUAUAUGCAUGAGGCUGGAGGUGACUUAAUAAUAUCAAACGAUCACCUGAACAUAGAACAUCUGUCACAGACACAGUCAAUAAUAAAUACAAUACUUUUCUCUUAAUUUUUACCAGGUACCAGGACAGUCAAUAUUAUUACCUGUGCCAGGUGUUCAAGGGUUAAUUGUAUUAUAUCUUUAAUCAUACUCAACUUAGGCUGUCUAUAGUUGACUCCUCUUAAGAAUAGACACUAAGCUCAUUGACAGACAUUUUCUGUCCUAAAUCGACGACUUUAGUCGAAAACACUAAGUAUAUUUCGAGAAUUUCGGGAAAUAUAUAUUGAAAAGGUUUAAUUAGUGUUUUUAUGUAUAACAGAUAUGAACCGGAGUAGGGCCGAAUUCCGAAACAGUAUGCUAAUUGUUGGAUAUGGCGGCCAUUUAAUGCAGUGGUCUAUUCUCGAAGUAAAAAGUACAAGGAUCACUGUGUGUAGAAUGAUCUUUAAUAAAUUGUAAAAUACAUAAAGUCAAACGUUUUAGUAAACUUACUAUUAUUACUGUUAGUUGAAUGCUUAUUUAAUUGUUGUUUUUUGUUUAUUUUCUUGUAAAUGUACAUUUAUAAUAUCUUGUAUACUCGUAAUGACAUCCAUUAAACAGUAUAUACUUCGUA
This is a messenger RNA of Patella vulgata (common limpet), 3159 nucleotides long. RefSeq names its product slit homolog 1 protein-like. The transcript has a single exon. Gene Ontology annotation, molecular function: protein binding. Lineage: Eukaryota; Metazoa; Mollusca; Gastropoda; Patellidae. Gene Ontology annotation, biological process: signal transduction. The record is from RefSeq and is a predicted model, not a curated record. The coding region runs from base 125 to 2251 and encodes 708 amino acids. Gene Ontology annotation, cellular component: extracellular matrix.